Molecule: messenger RNA, 1576 nt
Organism: Colossoma macropomum (tambaqui)
Lineage: Eukaryota; Metazoa; Chordata; Actinopteri; Characiformes; Serrasalmidae
Gene: ric3a
Product: RIC3 acetylcholine receptor chaperone a
Exons: 7
Coding region: 19-1455 (478 amino acids)
Biological process (GO): protein localization to cell surface; synaptic transmission, cholinergic
Cellular component (GO): neuron projection; neuronal cell body; intracellular membrane-bounded organelle
Source: RefSeq, a predicted model, not a curated record
GCCUCAUGCUUUACAGAAAUGUCGGUUUCAACCUUUCAGAAGAUCACUUUCAUCUCCUGCCUCGUCCUCUGCGUCUCUCUAUUUCUACCCAAAAUAUUUCUGUCUAGAGGGAAGAAAGAUGUCGUUCAGUCAGAGGUUGGUCCUGGACACGUUCCUCCCUUGAGAUACAGCCAGCCAUUCUCAGAAGAUCAUGAUCAGUGGCAGUUGGAACCACUCUAUACCAAACCGUUCAAUCCUGAGGCCAUUUCCAGAACCAAAGGUGCUGGAAAACCCAACCUCCUCGGCCAGGUCAUUCCUGUUUACGGCUUUGGAAUCUUCCUCUAUAUCAUCUACAUAUUCUUCAAGCUUACCUACAAAGACAGAUCCCCCAGGCAAGAAUGUAGAUUCCCCAUCCUGAUAGCAGAAAGCACAAUACAGGACAUACCUGAUUAUGAGAUGGCUCAGCUACAGGCCAGACUGAGACAGAUGGAGGGAGUGAGAGAGAGAAGAGCAUCGAAAGCUAUCCACCCGCCUGCCAGGUCUCGGAGGAGCAGCCGCAGACAGGAGGAGAGGAAACUCCGGCAACUGAGGCAGAUCACACGAGUGAUGCUGGAGGGGCGUCCUCUAGAGGGCGUCUCCCCUGAGGUGGAAGCUGAGGAAACCCCCUAUUCCGCAGACUGGGAGGGCUACUCCGAAGAGACCUUUCCCAAGUACGAAGUGGCAUUUCGCGGACGGCGCUAUCCAAGCGUCAUACUUGAGGAGCCUGAUAUGGACAUACCUACUGCUGAGCAAAUCGCAGAGAGAAUGGGGAAAGAAGAUGAUGAAGAAGAAGAAGAGGAACAAGACAUAACUGAAGAAGUACAUGAAGCAGAGCUAAUAAAAGAAGAUGAUGAUGAAGAUGAAGAUGAUACCCAUCAAAAAGAUCAAGAACAGGACGAGGAAGAGGAAGAGGAGGAGGAAGAAGUGGGAGAAGAUCAGCCUUGUCUACCUCAUGAUACAGAUGAUGAAGAUCAAGGACCAAAAUCAAAAGGAGCAAGGAAGCACAGAGAGACACCCAGCAGCAGAAGACAAAUAACGUUCAGUGAACACAGACACGUCUUCCGCUACCCGAAAGGAGACACUGUUGGCUGCACGUAUGAGGAUGAGGAUGAGGAAGAAACCCACGAAGAAGACAAUGGGGAAGAUGAUGAUGAUGAUGACGACGAUGAUGAUGAUAUGGAGGAUGAGGAUAAGCAAGAUGAAGUUCAAAAGAAGGUGGUGGAGAGGGAAGAGGAAGACCCGCUGAUGGAGGCCGAGAGGCUGGGCUUCCACACUGAGGUGGAGUGUGAUCCGGAAGAACAGGAAGUCAACUUCCUCGAUUUCCUCCUCACGUACCAACCAGAAGCCACCGUUAGCUCUAACCAACCAGUGACCCCCCGAACUCCAGCUUCUGGGACCCUGAGGAUGCGCCACAAGAAACCCAAAAAGAAAAACUGACCCAUCCGUCAAGAGACCGACAGUGCAAUUAAUGUCCUAUUUGUGAUGAAUAUCUACAGGGUCUAAAAAGCUCCCGGAUCCUUGGAGGCAUUUUCUUUAGAUCAGCUUCUUUUAAAAGCUG